AUGUUUCCACCCAAAUCACGGUCCAUGCCACUCGUUCCAACAACAUCAAAUUCUUCUUCUCCAUCAUCGACGGAGAAUGAUAGUGGCGCCACUAAAUACUUUACCAGAGAACAGGUUGCUGAGCACUGUACGGAACAAGAUUGUUGGAUGAUUUGUCAUGGUUUGGUCUAUGAUGUGACUCACUAUUUGAAUGAACAUCCCGGAGGUGUUCCUCUGAUGAUGAAGAGUGCUGGAAAAGAUUGUACGAGUGAUUUUGAAGCCAUGUUUCAUAGUCCAAAGGCUAGGAAUAUUCUUAAACGAUACAAGGUUGGAGAAUUGGCUCAAGCUCCAUCAUCAUCGAGUUAUAGAAGAAAUUUGUCAGCCAAUUCGGCAGUACCUGUCACUUCUCCAAAUAACUUAUUGUCUCCAUUUUCGAUACCUUCUGGAAAAGUGGAACAAGUUAAUCCGUAUAAUAUGAAGAAUCGUUCGAGUGGAUUUAAGGAACCAGUUAAAACACAAGUAGAAGUGGAAAAGAAGCCAAUGGCUGUCGUAUCAACAUCAUUAUUUAUGAAUUAUAAGGUCAUGCUGGUUCAGAAUAUUACACAUGACACAAAAGUAUUCACAAUGAAAUUACCAGUAAUUGGAGAAUAUCUUCCUCUAAAGCCAGGUCAACAUAUUCAAAUUGCAUUUCCAGAUGAAACUUCUGAAAAUUCUCUUUUAGUUCGAAAAUACACUCCAACAAAUGUGAAUAAUAGAGGAUAUUUUGAGUUGACUGUCAAAUUAUACCCAGAAGGAAAAAUGUCACAAAGAUUAGCCAAAAUUAAAAUUGGAGAUGUUCUUUCUGCAAGAGGACCGUUUGGAAUGGAGGAUUUUGCAACACGAAUUACCAAUAGUGAUAAUUUAAUAAUGAUUUGUAUUGGAAGUGGAAUUACUCCAAUGUAUCAAAUGAUUAAGCAUGUUGCAAAAGAAAGAGAAGAAGGUACCAUUAUGAAAUUGAAAAAUAUGACUCUAUUAUAUGGCAACAAGACAUUACAGGACGCUAUUUUUGAAAAGGAAUUGACGCAGCUUUCUAAGGAAGUGUCAAACAACAAUUUUGAUUUUAUUGUGGAACACAAAAUCAGUAGAGAAACACCAGAAGAUAUUGCCAAGAGUGCAAGUGAUACAUCUAAAAAUGUGCGAUAUAGUACAGGUAGAAUGGAUCAAGACUACUUGAAGGAUAAGGUUGGCAAUUUGUCGAAUAGUUUAUUCCUUAUUUGUGGAACUGAUGAUUUCUGUAACUCUACAAAACAACUCCUCCUGAAUGUGGGAUAUAAUCAAUCUUCCAUUCACUCAUUCUAAUCCUCGCCCCCUUUAUAUCCAUACUUGGUUUCCAAUUUUUGUUUCAACCCGUGACGUCUGUAUUUUACACCUGAAAUUUCCAUCAUUGUUUCUAAAUUUUCAUAAACAGAUUCAAUUGCUGGUUC
This is a messenger RNA of Naegleria gruberi, 1442 nucleotides long. RefSeq names its product nitrate reductase. Gene Ontology annotation, molecular function: heme binding; oxidoreductase activity. The transcript has a single exon. The record is from RefSeq and is a predicted model, not a curated record. NCBI's taxonomy places the organism in Eukaryota, Heterolobosea, Eutetramitea, Acrasida, Naegleriidae. Bases 1 to 1317 code for a protein of 438 amino acids.